AUGUUCCUAUUGAAGAUUACAGCAUCUGCAGAACAGUCAUACAGUUAUUACAGUGGAAACGAUGGAACUGAUAAAGAUCCACAGGCUUCUGGAGCAUAUGUCUUUCGUCCAAAUGGCACAUUUCCAAUCAAAUCCGAUAGCCAGGCUUCUCUAACUAUGGUUCAAGGUCCGGUACUGGAUGAAGUACACCAACGGCUCAAUCCAUGGAUAUCUCAGAUUGGACCUAUACCUGUGGAUGAUAGCAUAGGAAAAGAAAUCACUACUCAAAUUACAACAGCCUUAAAGACUAAUGGAACAUUCUACACAGAUUCUAACGGACGUGACUUCAUUAAGAGGAUUAAUCUUGGAAUAUACAUGCAAGACAGUAUCUCAGAACUGUCAGUGUUGGUUGACCGUUCAGUUGGGGGAUCCAGUUUAGUGGAUGGUCAGAUAGAGCUUAUGCUCCACAGGAGAUUACUUCAUGAUGAUUCAAGAGGAGUUGGUGAGGUGUUGAAUGAAACAGUUUGUCUUCAUGAUAAAUGCGAGGGUUUAACUGUAAGUAUACCAUUUUUCCAACCUCUAUUUAUAGUUGAGUUGAUAAUGGUGUCUAUGAACAAAUUUUCAAAUGACACAGGGAGAACUAAUAGACUCAGGUUCCAUACGGAUAUUUACAAUCAAGACGACCAAAGAAAAUAUGAUAUUUUUUAAGCUAUUAUUUUCUGUUUGAUUUAGUUGUUAUUUCUUAUAUUAGACCCAUUUUGCAAGGUCUGAUUCUAAUAUGGCUUG
This is a messenger RNA of Humulus lupulus (European hop), 765 nucleotides long. Its product is annotated as alpha-mannosidase At3g26720-like. Lineage: Eukaryota; Viridiplantae; Streptophyta; Magnoliopsida; Rosales; Cannabaceae. The record is from RefSeq and is a predicted model, not a curated record. Gene Ontology annotation, molecular function: alpha-mannosidase activity; carbohydrate binding. The transcript has 6 exons. Bases 1 to 687 code for a protein of 228 amino acids. Gene Ontology annotation, biological process: mannose metabolic process.